AUGGCUUCCGCAGCAAACAAUGUUGCGCCUAUCGAGAGCAAUGGCGCGAAAAGAUAUGCCGAAACACCAUUACGAACCGAGGAAGGGUCACGGGGAAACUACAGGUUCAAGAACAAAAGGAUGAAGAAUGGGCAUGCCGAGACUAGUAAGAUAUUGAAAACGAACGGGACCAAUGAGGAGAUUUUGCUGGAAGAUGUUACUGCUCUCCUCAAGAAAGUCAGCCUAGAAAGAGAAGGGAAAGAGAAUUCAUCUACGCUGCCUGAACGGCUAUCAGAGAUCGAGGUCACUAUUCAACAAAUCUCGUCCACCGGGGACGGUCUCGGACUCCAAAAUGGCUCGGACUCAGACCAAGUCUACGUGGUUCCAUUCACAGCACCCGGAGACACUGUAACCGCAAAAAUUUUCAAACACUUCGAGAGGGAAAAAUACUCCAUGGCCGACAUUGUCAAAGUCAUUACGCCCUCACCACACCGUGAUUCAUCACUAGUAAAAUGCCGUUACUUUGCCAGCUGCUCAGGUUGCCAGUUCCAGAUGCUGCCCUAUGAUUACCAACUGCAACAUAAGAAGUCCAUAGUCGAGAAGGCGUACAAGAACUUCUCCAACCUGCCACCAGAGCUCAUACCUGCCAUUGGGGACACCAUCGGCUCACCGCUGCAAUAUGGAUAUAGAACAAAACUCACCCCGCACUUUGACGGCCCGCCAGAUGCGAGGAGGAGCGACGGCCGCAACGGUAUCAAACGUAGCUUCAAGGAGCUACCUCCAAUCGGCUUCAUGAAAAAGGGUACCCGCAUCACCAUUGACAUUGAAGAUUGCCCCAUUGGCACAGACGCUGUGCGAAACGGCAACAAGCGCGAGCGGAAACGUGUCGCUGAUAACCUUGACAAAUACCACAAAGGAGCGACUUUACUGCUGCGAGAGAGCACCGAACGCACUUUGAAGGAAGAGUAUGAUGCCUCAGCAGAGAAAGAUCCCGAUGCAGUUGUCGAGGACACAGGCGUACACCUACACAGGAAGAUCUGCGUGACGGAUCCAAACGCGAAGACGACAGAAUACAUCGGCGACUUCCAGUUUGUCAAUCCCGCAGGCUCGUUCUUCCAGAACAACAACUCCAUCCUCCCCGACUUCACACAAUACAUUCGAGAGCACAUACUCCCCUCAACCCCCGAUCACAAAAUCACCCACCUCAUCGACGCAUACUCCGGCUCUGGUCUCUUCACCAUAACUCUCUCCGCACUAUUCAAAAGCUCGUUGGGAAUCGACAUAAGUUCAAGUAGUAUCCAGUCCGCAACUACAAACGCCGCACUCAACAACCUCCCCGAGUCGUCAACACGCUUCAUCGCUGCAGACGCCGCCCGGCUUUUUGCUUCCAUAUCGUCUCCCGCCGACGAAACGGUCGUCAUGAUUGAUCCGCCCCGGAAAGGCUGUGACGAGUCCUUCCUCCGCCAACUCGUGCAAUACGGGCCUGCGCGCGUGGUGUACGUGAGUUGCAACGUGCACACGCAGGCGCGUGAUAUUGGCGUGCUGGUGGGUGGUAUGACGGGCGUUGAUGGUGGCUUUGGAACGGGAGAAGGAUGCUAUGAGAUUGAGAGUUUGAGGGGAUUCGAUUUCUUCCCGCAGACUGGGCAUGUUGAGGGUGUUGCGGUGCUUAAGCGAAAAAGUGCUGGGGCGAAAACCGAGGAACAGCAGGGUGCGACCAAAAAUGAUCAUGUCUGA
Messenger RNA from Cucurbitaria berberidis CBS 394.84, 1713 nucleotides. RefSeq names its product S-adenosyl-L-methionine-dependent methyltransferase. The transcript has a single exon. The record is from RefSeq and is a predicted model, not a curated record. NCBI's taxonomy places the organism in Eukaryota, Fungi, Ascomycota, Dothideomycetes, Pleosporales, Cucurbitariaceae. Bases 1 to 1713 code for a protein of 570 amino acids. Gene Ontology annotation, molecular function: tRNA (uracil(54)-C5)-methyltransferase activity, S-adenosyl methionine-dependent. Gene Ontology annotation, biological process: tRNA processing.